This is a messenger RNA of Parathielavia appendiculata, 1353 nucleotides long. RefSeq lists its product as uncharacterized. The coding region runs from base 1 to 1353 and encodes 450 amino acids. The transcript is spliced from 3 exons. Lineage: Eukaryota; Fungi; Ascomycota; Sordariomycetes; Sordariales; Chaetomiaceae. The record is from RefSeq and is a predicted model, not a curated record.
AUGCCGCCGAGGUCGUCCCUCACGUCUUCGUUUUCAAUCACGGAUGCCAACAAUGAGGUUAUCUGCCCCCUGCGGAACCAAGAUGGCUCCAGUUGUCGCAAGCGCUGUAUUGGGGAGAAGCGGUAUCGUUCUAUGCAGGAGCAUAUUCGCCGGGCUCACCCCGAGCACUACAUUGCCAAGCUGCCUGCGACCGAGGAGAGCUUCCUGCUCAUGAUCAACACUUCCCCCAGUGAGCGGCCUCAACCCCAACCCACUUCGGUCCCCCCACAUGCACACCAGACCAAAGGGGCUUCCCAUGGUUUUCGGCGAGAUGAAUCCAAUGGUGCGGGUACUCCACGAAGAUAUGAAGAGUACUCAGGGGGGGCCAUGUUCCCCGCGGCCGCUGCACUCGCCCAGCUGCACAACAACAAAAGCGAUGCGGGGUGGGAAUCCGAAAUAGACUGGCACUCCGACACGGAAGGGGCGAGAAGACCUAGGUCAUCCAUUGAGCUGCCACCAAUACAGCUGAUGAGCGCCGAUAUUACAAGUGCGCCGCUGCCGAGUCUCGAACCGGGCAGACCGCGCGACUUGCUGCCGUCCAUCAUGUCCCAUUCGCCUCCCGGCCGGUCUUCAACGCUCCCGCCACUUCACAGAUCGCUAGGUCCCAUUCGACCGCGGAAGCAAUCAAUAUCGAAACGGGCGCACCACAGGAGGAAAUCCAAGGGACCUGGGUCGGACUGGCUGCGUCGGAUACAGAACGACGGUACCCCGGACUUUCUCAGGCCCGGAAGCCAUGAUAGGAAAGCUCUCUCGGCCGAGCCGUCCGGAGACUAUGGUAAGCGGUGGGAGGAUCUGAUCGAUGCGGCGGCCUCGGCAACGGAAGACAUAGAUGAGGACAGAACUCCAGUGAGUUUCAAGUUCCCUUCAAUGCUCGACCCGCGCCUGACAGGCCAGAUGCCGCAAUCUCCGGUAUCCAUCCAGAGGUCGUCCCUGCCGCCUUUUGCCCAGAACGCUUUUACAAGCUACCAACAAUCCCCCCUCCAACGUGCUCUCACCCCUCCGUCAUACAACCCUGAAGCCCCUGAACCGUUUCCGUCGGUCGAGAGCGGCGAAAGCGGAGACACGUUCCAUAUCGAUUCGCGGGGUUUGUCCGACUCGUCCCCGAGCUACUCGUCUCAGAACACGCAGAUAUACUGCGCCGCCUGUCAGGGCAUCUCGCUGCUGAGGGAGUCGUACGCCUGUACCGAGUGCAUCUGUGGUCUCUGCCAGGCCUGUGUUGACGUUCUGAUGAGCGAGCAAGGCGCGCGCAGGAAGUGCCCCCGAUGCGCAACGAUCGGCGGCCGUUUCAAGCCGUUCCAACUCGACAUUCGGUAG